Molecule: messenger RNA, 714 nt
Organism: Monoraphidium neglectum
Lineage: Eukaryota; Viridiplantae; Chlorophyta; Chlorophyceae; Sphaeropleales; Selenastraceae
Exons: 7
Coding region: 1-714 (237 amino acids)
Source: RefSeq, a predicted model, not a curated record
AUGUGUUGGGUGGUGAACAUGAUCGUCACCAGCAUCUACUACAUCCUGUCGUUUGUAACAACAACAAACCUGGUGAAGAGCUACAAGCUCCUGGACAUCAGUGUCAGCAACCAGAUAUGGCAUGCGCCCGUGGCGGCGGCGGUACUGGGUGGUCUGCUGGUGCUGCUGUUCAACCUGCUCAGCUGCGCGGUGCUCAUCCGCAAGUCGAUCGAAAAGCGCGGUCCUGGCUUUGGCUACGGAUUUGUGGUGGCAAUGUGCUUCACUCUGGCGUUCUUUGUGCUGCUGUGCGGCCUCGUCCUGGAUGGCUUCAAGGAGGUCGUGACCCAGGACCUGCAGGUCAAAUUGGCCUCGAGCUGGAGCAAGUACGACACUGGCGCGUACAACGGCACCAUCGCGUUUGCAUACAUCUGCUUCAUCAUGUUCAUGCUCUUCUGCUUCGCGCUGCUGGUCUUCCAGACGGCCGUGUCCGAGGAGCUCGGCAUUGCCGCCGUGCGGCCCAACGCGCCGGUCAACCCAUACGCUCAGAUGGCCGAGCUGCCUUACCCCCCGGCCUACGGCGCCCCCGACGCGAUGGCCCCGCCGGGCAUGAAGGUCCCGCUGGCGGGCGUGCCCCAGGGCCCCAUGGUGCCGCAGCAGAUGCAGAUGGGCAUGAUGAUGGGCGCGGCGCCGCAGCAGGGCGGCCUUGCCGGGCUUGGCGCGGACAACGUGGUGUGA